AUGUGGGACUAUAAUCUCAACAGAAAGCUUAUUGAGGAGAUUGUAAAUCUCAUGUCACCAGAAUUGCUCGAAUAUAAAGCUGGGGUAUAUGAUUUCGCAGCACUUCGUUAUGCUGCUCAGUAUGGAAAUUUCGAAGCUAUUGUAUUAUUGGUAAAUAAGAAUCCCACGUUGCCUCUGCUACGUGAUAACCGAGGAUUUACACCACUAGAUAUAGCUCUUCAAAAUGUUUCAAUUUACCAGAAGGAGGUAGUUGAAUAUCUUUACUCUGUAACUAAAGACGUGGUAAACCCAAGUCCAUUCUCGGGAGAGGAUGGUUCUUCUACUUUAUGCGAACUACUUGAGGCCAAUUUCUAUGUUUCCCGAACUGGCAAUGACAAAAUCAAAGAUAUGUGCGGAUUGGAGGUGAUGGUUCGAAGACCCUUUGCAUUUAAAAGUGGCACUAACCUUACAUGGUGGCAGAACCUCAUCUAUCCGUUAAUUCAAGUGGAUAUGAAAACUACAUGUAUCCAAUCGAUGGAACCAGCCGAAUGCACCAUUAGAGACGAAGAGAACCCUGCGCCAGAAAACUUAGAUUCCAACAAAAUGAAAGAAAGCUCAAAACUCCCCUCAUCAACUACUUAUAGAGGACUCAUUAUACCCUACUUAACACGCGCGAUUGGCAUCGAACAUCUAUAUAAACAAAAGCGGGUGCACCAACAAGCAAAGGCACUGAUUAAACAAAUGAUAGCAGAGAUCUGUAAGUCAACUACAAUAUUGAGGUUUUUGAGGGAUAAUCCAAACAUCAUGAAGAUAGCUAUAAAGCAUGGGAUCGUAGAGUUUGUAUCGGAAUGUCUCAAGAAGAAGAAGACUCUAUAUUUUCACAAAAUACCAGUAGAAACCAUGAUAGAAAUGGCUAUUACAGAACGGAAAGAAAUGAUAGUGAAUUUCAUAUGUAAAACCGCUGACAGACAUGGAGACAAGAUUGAUCUAGUUUCCAGAAGAGAUGGAGACAACAAUACUAUUUUGCAUUACGCUUCCAAGCUAGCGCCUUUAGCUCAACUCAGUCUAGUCUCAGGUGCAGCGCUCCAAAUGCAACGAGAAAUGCAAUGGUAUAAGGGGAUAGAAAGUAUAGCACGGGAAAGUGAUCGGUACACUAGAAAUAAAAAAGGAGAUACAGUUCAGUUCAUAUUUACCGAGGCACACAAGGAGUUGGUGAAGGAAGGCCAAGAUUGGUUAAAAGAUACGUCUGGUUCGUGCAUGAUAGUUGGCGCCUUAAUUGCAAGUGUAGCAUUUGCUGCUGCUUUUACCGUUCCAGGAGGUAACAUCAGUGAUAGUAACAACGCUUUGAACGGCACCCCAAUAUUUUAA
Papaver somniferum (opium poppy) is the source of this 1347-nucleotide messenger RNA. RefSeq lists its product as uncharacterized. Bases 1 to 1347 code for a protein of 448 amino acids. NCBI's taxonomy places the organism in Eukaryota, Viridiplantae, Streptophyta, Magnoliopsida, Ranunculales, Papaveraceae. The transcript is spliced from 5 exons. The record is from RefSeq and is a predicted model, not a curated record.